AUGGUAAUGAUGCGCUACGUGCUGUGUAGUUUGGUUCUUGUACUGUAUUGCGUUUGUGGAUCUGUGCUUGCCGUUGAAGGUGGAGUUGUUCAGGUUACUGGGGCACAUGUUGGUCCAAGUGCUUUGCAGGCUGGGGCUGAUCCUGGGCAAGAAGAAUUGCCGACAAUAACAAAUGGAGAGUGUACUGGUGAUCAAAAGGAAAAGGAGUCUUGCACAACACAACUCUCAGAGGCUUCGCAUCAAAAAGAUGACGAAAAGAGACGCCAAGAAACUUCCGUCACUAAACAUACGCAAACCACAUCAUCACUGGGACAUGAUCACUCCUCUCCUUCUGAUCGUGCUGAUCCCUUGACAGAAGAGCAGAGGAAAGAAACUGAAGAUGCGAGUAUAAAUAAAGGGACAGGUGGGCCGACUGGGAGAAAUGAGGAAACCAAAGAAACCGAGAACCAACAAAAAGGAAGUGGCACCUUACCUCAUUCUACAAGUCAAGAGAAAGAAAGCACACAGAGGAUUGUCGGGGAAAAUGGUAGGCAAGGUGGAAACGAUCCAGCCAGCAAUAAUGGACAUUAUCAAGAAGGUCAUCUCGCACAAUCUUCAUCCUCUGAAAACAGCACAAAUGGACCUUCUUCCGGUACUCCAGCCACAACUACUGCUGGACACUCAGAAACCACAAGGGCGGGGAAUGACACUACAGCGGCAGGGAGUGAGCCUUCAAAUAACACCGAGGAUGGAGGAAAUGCAGAGACAUCAUCAAAUAACUCAGCUAGUACGUACUCUAACACUUCCAAUACAGCCAAUAAUAAUGAAGAAUCAACCACCACCACUACUACCACAACAACAACAACACUUCCUCCUGAACUCACAAACAACAAGAAGGGUGAUGCAGACAGCAGCAGCAGUAUCAGCAGUUCUGUGUGGGUGCGUGUACCACUACUGAUUGUGGUUACACUG
Trypanosoma theileri is the source of this 951-nucleotide messenger RNA. RefSeq lists its product as uncharacterized. The annotation marks the transcript as partial. The record is from RefSeq and is a predicted model, not a curated record. The transcript has a single exon. Lineage: Eukaryota; Euglenozoa; Kinetoplastea; Trypanosomatida; Trypanosomatidae.